GGAUGGACAGAUGGAUGUGUUCUCGUGUGGGAAAGCGUUUGUGUGCGCUGCUGCUUUUAGUUUCGAUUACCGGAGUUAGACGUUUUCAAGGUGACGGUCAACAUUGGGAUAUAUUUGCUGGAUAAAAUAAAUAUGGUGAAAGGACUUUAUGGAUUUCUGACACUCGGUGUGUUGGUGUUUACAGGUGGUCCUACACAUGCCUCCUUUCCUCUUGAGCUCAACCCUCCCAGAGUGGUGGUGAGAUAUGGAGACUCAGUCUCAGUCAACUGCAGCACAUCAUCCACAGACCAUGAGGGGAUGGGCUGGGAGGCCACAUUCGGAGGUACAGGUUUUGAAGAGGUCAACUUUGUCAUCUGGACUGUGGAGGUCCUUACUGAUUGGACAAUAGAACCUAAAUGCCACAUCACUCUCAUUGAUGGCGAACAACCCUCAAAAGUACUUCCAGUCAUUCUCUACAAGACUCCAGACAGCGUCUUCAUCUCUGUUCUGAGACACUCUGGUCCCAUGGUGGAGGGGACAGAGUACCAGCUGCAGUGUGACAUCCAGAACAUCGCUCCUCUACAGAACCUGGUUGUGAAGUGGUACAAAGGGAAUGAACUCUUAGAUAAUGUAACUUACAGUAACGUCAGUAAGACACCAGUGGAUGUGUCAGCUACUCUGAUGAUCAGCCCCAGUAGAGAUGAUGAUGGAGCUCAGUAUAGAUGUAGAGCAGAACUGGACCUGGGACCAGAGGGACCACAACCUCCUCUCAUAAUGACAUCAGAACCUCUUAAUAUCACCGUAUUCUACCCCCCAACCUUUUCCAGACCUGAAGCUGAGACCCUGGACAUCAGAGUUGGGGAAGAAAUCACCUUAAACUGCACGGCUACUGGAAGGCCCACUCCUCUGUACAGCUGGCAGUCUUCACAUGUCCAAGAAGCUCUUUUCACCACCCCGUCCGAGGUCCCAGGAAACUACACCUGCACUGCCUCCAAUCAGAUAGGCAAGAUCAGCAAGACAUUCACUGUGAAUCCCAAACCUAAAGGGGGCAGAACAACGUUCUGGGCUAUCAUAGGAUCGGGCCUGGGCCUGGCCUUUGUGGUCGUGAUUGUCUAUGUCGUUGUCAAAUACAGAGCAGGUCCCAACUCCAUCAUCUGUUCACUUUGGAGUUGCCAAGCAGGACCAAGUCGGAAUUCCACUCGCCUUUCAACUCCGACCAUAGUGGACCUCAUCAAAGUCUGCAAAAAGAUGGAAAACUACUUUCUAAAAUGGAUCCUAACCUUUUGCAUGUUCUGCACCGUGUCAGGUGAAGGAUGCUCUCUGGAGCUGAAACCCUCCAGGGUGGUGGUGGGGUUUGGGGAGCCUGUGUCUGUCAGCUGUGAGGCCUCUCGCCCGGUGCGUGUCCUAGGCUGGGAGUCAGCCAUCGGGGCAGCACACACCCAACAGGACCGUGCUGUCCAAUGGAAGGUGGACAGUCUGAUCGACUGGAUCGAGGAGCCUAUCUGCUACGGAGUCUUCUUCACUGCACCCAGACAGUGUGAGGAGAAGCUCAACCUCAUCCUUUACAAGACUCCAGACAGUGUCACUAUCAGCUCAGCGAACCACACUGGUCCCAUGUUGGAGGGGAAAGAGUACCAGCUGCUCUGUGAUGUCCAGAACAUCGCCCCCGUUCAAUACCUCACUCUGAGGUGGUACAGAGGGCAGACUGAAGUUUACAACCACUCUUUCUCUGAUCUGACCCCUGCCUCCCCUGUCCAAGUAUCCUCCAUCCUCCUGAUCACCCCAACCAAAGCUGAUAACGGAGCCCAGUACAAGUGUGUGGCUCAGCUGGACUUGGGACAAGAGGGACCACAACCGCCUCCUUCAGUGACAUCAGAGCCUCUCAACGUCUCUGUGCACUGUGAGUCUAUUCACUCAACCCAACCAUUAAUAGUUUCAUGA
Salvelinus namaycush (lake trout) is the source of this 1920-nucleotide messenger RNA. RefSeq lists its product as uncharacterized. The coding region runs from base 133 to 1920 and encodes 595 amino acids. The transcript is spliced from 8 exons. NCBI's taxonomy places the organism in Eukaryota, Metazoa, Chordata, Actinopteri, Salmoniformes, Salmonidae. The record is from RefSeq and is a predicted model, not a curated record. Gene Ontology annotation, molecular function: integrin binding. Gene Ontology annotation, biological process: cell-cell adhesion. Gene Ontology annotation, cellular component: membrane.